AUGCUUCUAAAUACUCAACUUGCAGCCUCGUUUGAUUCCCCUGUAUCGUCGGCAUAUUUGAGGCUUGUUUUCUGGCACCAAAAUUGCCGUUGUUUUCGGGCACUGCUUGGCAGCGGUACCGUAUUAGUACUGCUGACCUCCUCUGCUCCUGCUCUUCCAGGUUUGAGGAUGUCUGGUUCGUUACCGGUUUUAAUGUUGAUUCGUCGUCAGUGUCGUCCACUGUUUUCUGCUCUCACCCACUUUGCCUCACAUUCAGCUGGUGGUAGCGGGCGCGAUUCGAAUUCCACGUCAGGGAAUUUUGAUGAGGGCGAUGGAUUUGUUCUCCUUGGAGGGGGUUCAAGUGACAACACGUCGAAGACUCCUACAUUACGUUGUAGAAGUUGUGAAAAACUUUUAAAAAAUUUACAGACAAGCACAUCGUCGCCACGUUACCUUCAUUGCGAAAGUUGCAAUAGGUUGUAUAGCAGCUCUUCACCGGAUGAAGAGAAUCAGAGUUUGCAAAAAUUUAAUGAUUUCGAGGGUAGUCGUAAACCUCCGUACCCGUCACAGGCAUGA
This is a messenger RNA of Enterobius vermicularis (human pinworm), 555 nucleotides long. The record is from the annotation of a GenBank genome assembly. Lineage: Eukaryota; Metazoa; Nematoda; Chromadorea; Rhabditida; Oxyuridae.